Aspergillus chevalieri is the source of this 3594-nucleotide messenger RNA. RefSeq names its product putative ubiquitin conjugating enzyme. The record is from RefSeq and is a predicted model, not a curated record. Bases 1 to 3594 code for a protein of 1197 amino acids. The transcript has 2 exons. Gene Ontology annotation, molecular function: NAD+ poly-ADP-ribosyltransferase activity. Lineage: Eukaryota; Fungi; Ascomycota; Eurotiomycetes; Eurotiales; Aspergillaceae.
AUGCCUCGGAAGGAUUUUCAGCGCGAUCUGCGCCAAGCAGCCAACGCACAGUUUCCCUAUCUGAGUAACAUCAAGGCGGGAGACAACGACGGGUCGAUUGCGUUCAGGUUUUUUCAUCGUGCGGAGAGCAUCAAGAUCGAGUUUCAGGCCGUGGUAUCAGACUCCAGCGACUACCCCCGAUUACAUAGCUACUUCGUCUUCACAACCUCCGAUGACGUCCCCAAGGAAAUUACAGCCGCCGUAGAGGGCGUGCAGCCCUUGCUCGAGGGAGUAUCGAUAGCCAGACUCCUCGCUACCGUUAGCCAAGUUGUCCAGAGCGCCAUUUACGGAGAGGAUUCCUUAUCAGACAGCUUGGAGAAGAUCGGCAGUGAUGACGAGGUUGAAUACGAUUAUGAAGAUGAGGAAUGGGAAGCAACUAGCGACGGUCAUGUCUUAGCCUCGAUGAAGCCUGCAGCCGAGGCACGAUCAAUGCUCCGGCGUGAUCUUCGCGUUGUCAAGAAUGCAGGCUUUAAGCUGGGAUACCUCGGAAUUGCGACCGGCUCUGUUAUUAUUGUGGUGUCCUGCCGUGUUUCCAAGCUGGGGAUCUCAGAAGAUGCCAUGCAGGCUUGGGAUGUCAAGCCUUCGGAGUACUUGGUAUUACUCCUUCGUUAUCCGUCCGCGUACCGGAAUUUGGAAGAGCUUCUUCGCAACGUAGGGAAUCGAAUGCCUUUGCUCCAGAUGUAUGUUGGUCUUUGCACCUCAUAUAAGCCCAGCCAUGAGGAUGCUGUCCGGGUCUUUCAAGGUUCAACCGCCGAGCAGCAACAGUCAAACGGUCCUGCAGAGUCUGGUGCUCCAGGUGGUGCUUCAGGUCCUGGCAUAAGGCGGUUGUUUAUCGAUAGAGCGAUCAAUUCAUUGCUCAACGAACGACUUCUGACCAUUAUCAGCUAUAGAUUGAAACUCGGUCUCUCAUGGACGGGUGCAGAGCUCUAUGCCCACCAAUUCCAAGGCAAACCUUCAAAUUUUGAGGAUCAGCUGUCGGACGAGUAUUUCGAGCCGGACAGUUGGAGCAGCGGAACUCCUGAUCUACUAAUGGCUGAUCAUGUUGUCGAUAGCAACCUUGGCAAGUCCCAACUCUCACUACCGGUGCUAGCCAUGCAGUUCACUCUUCGCCAUUUCGUCAAGUGUACCGAGUUCUGCCUCGUCUGCCACUGCAGAGUUUCCACGGAAUUCGAAGCCCUCAAACCGUUUGUAUGCUCAAAUAAUUUAUGCCUAUAUCAGUACAUGGCUUUGGGAAUGGGUCCUAGUCUGGAAUACGAGAUCCUGUCGCAGCCCUAUGUAGUCGAUUUGCUCAUCAGUCUUACCUACUGUAGGGCAAAGUCUGGUCGACUCGAAGACUUCCCUACUGGUCUUGGCAUGAAAGUUCCUGGUGGGCUCGGAUGGACGAUAAAAGCCAACCUUGAACGCAACUACUAUAACCCGUCCAAUCAGCAGCCGGCUCUGAGGCCCAAGCCCACUGCAACGUUCUAUACUGCAGAGCUGAAUUCUGCCAGUCUGGAGCUUCGUGUUGAUGAUAACGAGAGGCCUCCUCUUAAAGUUGGUGAUUGGAUUGCAAUUAUGGGGUUCGAAAGCGACAAGGACACUAAUGCAAACAAUGCCAAUGCAAACGAUAGCAACCUAUACCUCUACAACUACAUGGACAUGCCGCCCAGUGGCAAAGGCCAGUGGCAUAGCCGGGUACAGCUCAUUGACGACCGAAUUAUCCACAUCUCGUCUCCGAUCAACUACAGCGAUCUAGUUGCGGGGCCAAAGAAAGGCGAGUCGCAAAAAGGGAAGAAAGAUACAGUACGGACCGUGAAAUUUGUGAUCUAUGACCAGAACUUUGAUAAACUGGACGACAAUGAGAAGCGAGGAGUGAUACCACUAAUUCUCAAUACGCUACCCAGCCUCGAGGCCAUGACUCAGUACCUCAACAUGGCCUCUGAUGGAGGGUCUCUUGCGCUAUGGAAGGACCUAAUCUCCCCAGCGGCAUUAGAUAUUCUCAGAUGGAUUGUUGCAUCGAACCGGUCAUUUAUCAUGCUUGACGGCGAUGAUAACCCCGAGCAUCUCGUGCCUGGGAUGGAAGGAUAUGUCCAGUUCCGACUCGUACAAGGAGCACCCGAUAAAGAGCAGAAGUUCGAGAGCGCCGUACGAAAGCACACAGCUAAUCCGAAACAUCCAUCGAUCUUCACCUGGCACGGAAGUCCCCUGUGUAACUGGCACAGUAUUCUCCGCGAGGGCCUGAACUUCAAAUACACAGCAAACGGUCGGUCCUGCGGUCAUGGAGUCUACAUGGCGAGAGACUUUGCGUCUUCCACGGGCUACUCCCAACAAUAUGGUUACACAGCGUACAACGACUGGCCGCAAAGCAAAUUGCGGAUCUCGAUGGCCAUUUCAUUGAACGAAGUCGUCAAUGCGACCACGAACUUCGUGCACGCGAGUAACGUUUACGUCGUUAGCCAAGUGGACUGGAUUCAGCCGAGGUACCUCUUCGUAAAGUGCGAGAAUGCUCCCCCCACAUCCAAAGCGCCUGCAGCAUCUCUCGUCUACAAACAGGACCCUGCGCUCACAGUCGUCGGGCCGACAGGGCAUAAUUUGGCUUUGCCAACGUCGAAGCUCGGCGGACGGGGACAGCAGUUGCGGCAAAUGUCCAAGGUGGACCAGACUCCUAAAGUGCAACCUGUGAAGGAGACGCCUGCAUCUAAGCAAGCGAAGAACCCCCCUGCCAAGCGAGCUGCGCCUAAAUCAACUGCAAAAAAGCCGAAGCGGCGGCGGACGAAGAAUAAUGAGCCUGAACCCGAACCCGAGUCCGAACCCAGACCCGGACCGGGGCCUGAGAUCCCCACGAUUGACCUUACAGCCAAGGACGACGAUACCGCCAGUGUCGCCACCUUGUACGAAGAUCUAGAAAUCCUCCUGUCUGACGCCGAGGAUGAGGAGCCGGUCGACGUUAUCCCCAAAACAGACUUCGUACCAGGAACCCUAGACGAAUCCACACUCCCCAUCCUCAGCCAUCCCAAACACGCAUCGAGCAGCGCCACGAAAGCCCUCCAGCAACACCUCAAGGUCACCCUCGAAACCCAAAACAGAGAAUACCCCGGCGCGCUGGGCUGGUACGUCGACCCCAAACUCAUCAACACUGUCUACCAAUGGAUCGUCGAGCUGCACUCCUUCGACCCCGACCUGCCGUUAGCCCAGGAUCUCAAAAAAGCCAACCUAAAAAGCAUCGUCCUCGAACUCCGCUUCCCGCCCAAAUUCCCGCAUGCACCGCCCUUUGUCCGCGUUAUUCGGCCCCGUUUCCUACCGUUCCAGAAUGGUGGUGGUGGGCAUGUUACUGCCGGCGGGGCGAUGUGUAUGGAGCUUCUUACGAAUACGGGGUGGUUGCCGACGGCUACGAUUGAGAGUGUACUGCUGCAGGUGCGGAUGGCGCUGUGUAGUCAGGAUCCUGCGCCAGCGAGGCUUUUGAAUGGUGGAAUUGGUGAUUACACAGUUGGGGAGGCGGUGCAGGCGUAUAAGAGGGCGUGUCAGACGCAUGGGUGGGGAGUUCCGGAUAAUCUGAACAAGGUUUCUUGGAGUUGA